This is a messenger RNA of Camellia sinensis, 2315 nucleotides long. The record is from RefSeq and is a predicted model, not a curated record. NCBI's taxonomy places the organism in Eukaryota, Viridiplantae, Streptophyta, Magnoliopsida, Ericales, Theaceae.
GGAGAGAGAGAGAAAUGGACGAUCAGGAUCUGGAGGUGGAGAAGGCUCGAUUGAUCAGCUUAGCCCUCGAGUUUGGAUUCGACGAAGAAUCUGCCAUUAAGUGCUUAGAUCGUUUUGUUAAUCUUUACGGCGAUGACGGUCAGGAUUUUAUCAGUGUGGAGCUCUGUGGUGAUGAUUUUCUUGCAGCACUGGCUGAAUCUAUGCAAGACAGUGAGGAUUGGGAUGAUUUACAAGCCAUGGAAUCAGAGGCUUGCGGAACUUUGGCUGCCAUAUUUAAUAAGGAUAUUCUGAACAAUUAUGAAGAAGAAAACAAUGACAAAGCAAGAAGCUAUCUCCAUGUCAUAGAAGAUUCUUCAGAUGGUGAAGACUUAGAUUUCAUAAUUCCAAGCAAAAAGGAUGUUGGAUCUACCCCUUCCUCGUGUACUAGUAGAAGUGUUCAUGACCUAACUCAAAGUUCACAUAGGCAUCCAUCAAAAUCUGUGGGUUGUAAGAGAGGCAUCACUCAAGAUUCAAUUUGCAAUAAAAUAACAGGCUCCAGGAUAUCAAAAGAUAAACUGGGAACUCUCAGUUAUGAAGAAUUACAGACUUUGGAUGACAUUGAAUUGGCAAAUGUUGUAAUAUUUGGUAAUCGGACUUUUCGGCCCUUGCAGCAUCAGGCUUGUAAAACAUCUCUGGCAAAGCAGGAUUGCUUUAUUCUUAUGCCCACUGGAGGUGGUAAAAGUCUAUGUUAUCAGCUUACAGCUACUAUGCAACCAGGUGUUACAGUUGUUGUAUCGCCCCUACUUUCCCUCAUCCAGGAUCAGAUAAUUACACUAAACCUCAAGUUUGGAAUACCAGCAACCUUCUUGAAUUCUCAACAAACUGCUUCUCAAGCAGCUGCUGUCCUUCAAGAGUUAAGGAAAGAUAAACCUUCAUGCAAGCUAUUGUAUGUUACUCCUGAAAGGAUUGCUGGAAAUGCAUCAUUUCUGGAGAUCCUAAAAUGUCUGCAUCGAAAGGGACAACUAGCCGGUUUUGUUGUUGAUGAAGCACACUGCGUGAGCCAAUGGGGACAUGAUUUUCGUCCAGAUUACAGGGGUUUAGGAUGUCUUAAGCAGAAUUUUCCAGAUGUUCCAGUGAUGGCUUUAACUGCCACUGCAACACAGUCAGUUCGUCAGGACAUCUUAAAUGCUUUAAGAAUCCCACGUGCUCUUGUCCUUGAGACAAGCUUUGAUAGACCAAACUUAAAGUAUGAAGUGAUUGACAAGACCAAUGAAUCAUUGAAGCAGCUUGGAAAGCUUCUGAUGGAUCGUUUUAAGAAUUUGAGUGGAAUUGUGUAUUGCCUUUCAAAAAAUGAAUGUGUGGAGGUCUCAAAUUUUUUGAACUCAAAAUGUAAGAUAAAAACAGUGUAUUACCAUGCUGGUUUAGCAGCUAAGCAGAGGGUUGCUGUUCAGAAGAAAUGGCAUACGGGAGAGGUCCACGUUGUGUGUGCUACUAUUGCUUUUGGGAUGGGGAUUGACAAACCUGAUGUUCGUUUUGUUGUCCAUAAUACCAUGUCAAAAUCAAUUGAAAGCUAUUAUCAAGAAUCUGGAAGGGCAGGAAGAGACAAUCUUCCUGCAGUAUGCAUUGUUCUAUACCAGAAGAAAGAUUUUAGUCGAGUUGUAUGUAUGUUACGAAGCGGGCAAGGGUACAAAAGCCAAAGCUUUCAGACAGCCAUGGCACAAGCUCGGAAAAUGCAACAAUACUGUGAACUUAAGGGUGAAUGUCGUAGACAGACCUUACUGGAACACUUCGGAGAGUCCUUUGACAGAAAUGCUUGCAAAUAUGGUUCUAAUUCUUGUGAUAACUGCCUCAAAUCUUCCUCAUGAGAAUGAAGGAUCAAGAGAUUGAAUUGAACCACAUCUAAUUUGAAUUUGAGCGCAUUGAGUUGAGCUUUUACUAGGACUGAACUUGCUCUGAAUGCAAAGUUUAAUUAUUAAUUUGGAUCACUUUUCAUUGGUGCAAAUCAUUGGUCUUUGUUGUUGCACUUGCACCUGCCCAAACCAAGCAGUUUGUAUGACUAUUUAUUGGGUUUUGAGUUGUAAACUAGUCAUGUUUUGGAGUGCGAAAUCCUAGUCAGUCAAAAAGCGAGCAAUGUGUAGCUGAUUGAAAAAUAUGAUUUGUAAACCAUUUCCAAAUAAUUGGGAUGAGGAUCUGAAGCAGUUCAGAGUCAGUUUUGAUUCCAUGGAGAUGAUGUAAACCUAGGUUAUAAAUUUCCCCUCUUUAUACUCUUGCAUCCUCAUGAGGAUUCAUAAUUAAUCAAAAUAUUGGUUGAGUAAUGGGUAGCCAAUAAGAUAUCA